Molecule: messenger RNA, 1371 nt
Organism: Mugil cephalus (flathead mullet)
Lineage: Eukaryota; Metazoa; Chordata; Actinopteri; Mugiliformes; Mugilidae
Gene: rbm42
Product: RNA binding motif protein 42
Exons: 12
Coding region: 60-1268 (402 amino acids)
Molecular function (GO): mRNA binding
Source: RefSeq, a predicted model, not a curated record
GGAAGAGCAAGAAUAAACGUCGCUACAAUCCGUUUGUUAGGACGUUAUCAACAGGAAUCAUGGCGCUCAAGUCGGGAGAGGAGCGACUGAAAGAGAUGGAGGCUGAGAUGGCUCUUUUUGAGCAGGAGGUUCUCGGUGGUCCGGUCUCGGGAAGCUCACCCAUCAUGGAGGCAGUACCUGUAGCUCUGGCUGUCCCAACACUUCCAGUAGUGCGACCCAUUAUCGGGACCAACACCUACAAACAGGUCCAGCAGACGUUAGAAGCCAGAGCUGCCAGUUUUCUUGGUCCUCCACCACCGGCCUUCGUGGGUCCAGUUCCUCCAGUACGUCCGCCCCCACCUCCCAUGAUGAGACCCGCUUUUGUUCCUCAUAUCCUGCAGAGACCGGGUGGCCAGAGGCUACAGAUGAUGCGAGGUCCCCAUAUAGCACCUCCACUCCCCCGGCCUCCCCCGCCUCCUCCCAUGAUGCUGCCUCCCUCCCUUCAGGGCCAGAUGCCUCAGGGUCCCUCUCAGGCCAUGCAGCAGAUGUCUUCUGCACCUCAGAUUUCAGAUAUGGGUUCAACAGUGUCGUCAGCACCGAGAAUGGGGCCUUCACCUUCCAUCAAACCAACGCCCUCCAUCAUCCAAGCAGCACCCACUGUGUACUCGGCCCCUCCUGCCCCCUCUGGACAUAAGAGGAAUGAUCGGAUUCAGAGACAAGCCAGAAUGGAAGAACUUGCUGCGCGGGUCGCAGAGCAGCAGGCGGCAGUGAUCGCAGCAGGUCUACUGGACAAGAAGGAGAGUGAAGACAGCGGCGCUGUCAUUGGACCAAGCAUGCCCGAGCUGGAGCCCCCCCACACUGAGCCUGUGGAGAGCGCUACCGAGGACAAAAAGAAAUCUAAGUCUGAGAAGGUGAAGAAGUGUAUCCGCACAGCAGCAGGAACCAGCUGGGAGGAUCCGAGUCUGUUGGAGUGGGAAUCAGAUGAUUUCCGUAUUUUCUGUGGUGAUCUGGGUAAUGAAGUCAACGACGACAUACUGGCCAGAGCCUUCAGCAGAUACCCAUCUUUCCUCAAAGCCAAGGUGGUGAGAGAUAAACGGACCGGAAAAACCAAAGGCUACGGCUUCGUCAGCUUCAAAGAUCCAAACGACUACGUCAGAGCCAUGAGAGAGAUGAACGGGAAGUAUGUGGGCAGUCGUCCGAUCAAACUGAGGAAGAGCAUGUGGAAGGACCGCAACAUGGAAGUGGUUCGCAAGAAACAGAAAGAGAAGAAGAAACUAGGCCUCAGAUAGUGUCGAGACCUGUGGGGUUUACUGUGUAUUUUUACUGUCGUGUGACAUUGAUCAAUUGUUGGGUUUGUUUCUGUCCUCAAAUAAAAAUAUAAUUUCCCAAGUA